AUGGAUAAAAAGCGUUCUGUUAAUUUAACGCAAGAAAAUAUUUCUCGUAAAUCAAAAGAAUCUGCGAGAAAAACUAGAGAUGUGUGCAAGGAAUCCUCUAGUUCGUCCCACACUCACAUCUUCAGGCAAAACAAAAAAGAUAAGAAUUACGUGAGAAUUACAAGUGAUGAGUACCUGGGCAUUUUGGAAUCGGAAUCAGGAAGAUCAGAUUCGUUUGGGUGCCGCCAUGGUGCAAGUCGUUAUUCCGCAGUGACCCGGUUGAAGAACUUCGAAGAAGAUCCCGCGCGGCGACUCGAUUGCCCCGCGGUGGUUGAGUCCAUCGGAUGGGAAGUGGCGGUCACGCUAAAGUUCCUAAUCACAGAUCCCGUCGCCAGCCAGAACACAGAGAGACUACAGGCACACAUACAAGAUCUUGCUACCGUAGCUCACGCCGGAUAUCGAGUAGACGUUCUAGACAGUCUAACCGCCAUAUUAGACUACGUGGUAGAGAAUCUGGAGAAGAAGCCCUGUCUACGCGAUGGGCUGAUAUUACUCUUGCAGCGCUUGGAGAAGCCGAUUUUGCUGAAAACCAUGUCCGACAUAGAAACACAACAAGAAACUCUAAGAAAUUACUUUGGCUUCCUUGGGUAUCUUCUGUUGCGGAUGGAGCAGGAUGAUCUGUUUGAGCCGGUUGCUCGCGCGGUGCUGUGGCAGUUGUCUGCUGACGACGCUGCACGCGGCUUGGGCGCUCUAUGUAGAAGGUGCCCCGCUCAUUGCCACUUGGGCUACGUGACUCGUCGCAAAGCAAAGCAGUUCGUCGAAGUGGCAAAGGGUGGGCCAGUGGCAAUGCAGCGAGUUGAGCUAUGUAGCUUAAAAGUUUGGCACGAUUAUGGCGAGGCUUCCGUGUGUGGCGACACUAGGCCUUCUGGCCAUCAAAAUAGGCUGAUGAUGAUGACUGUCGCAAGGCACGCGCUGACUGCGGCCAGUGCUCUGCUGCCGGUCACAGUGUCGAGGAUGCUGGCUCUCGCCCCUGAGCUACGCUUCCCCGCCUUCCUGCAGACGGCUUUGCUACUGGCGUGCCACUCCGUCGACUGCUGUGCCGAAAUGAUCAAGGAAAAUAUUAUCGAGAACAUUUUUUAUCGGUUUAAUCCUUACUUUCCUAUGAAACAGUUGCCUGGCUAUGAGGAGAAUCCCUUAGAUCCACAGGAUUGUAAUGUUAAAUUAGGUGCAAGCAGCAUCCAUAUAUCUAAUACCAUGUCAUUGCUUUUGGUUCUGGUAAGAACUCUGAAGACUUUGUUGGACGUGAAUUACGAUACUGCUGAAACGUUUCCCUGUCCAGACUUUUAUGCUCAAAGGUGUUUUUUAUGGGCGUACCGAUACGAAUGUCGCGCGAGAGGACGCCGACACGAAAGGAUGACCCUCACAGUGAUAGCACAUGCACUGCUCAGCUGCUUCGGACACCGCCUCACUGCGUUCUCUGCUCUGCUGAUGCCAGAUGUGAUGUCUCUUUCUGUGUUUACUGAAAUCCGUCCAAAGCAACUCUGGAUACAGAGUGUUGGGUUCAACACAUCACAAUUGGAUGCCCAAUUCAAGAAUAUGCUUAUCUUCCUCUCAGUUGACCUCCUCAAAACCUUUCCUUGUAAUAAGUUUAUGAUACAAUCUCAGUACUGGCUCCUAGGUAUGAUGUUUUUACUGGACCCUGGCCUGAGCCACCUUAGAUGGCACUGGUCACCCUCUCUUUAUGCCGAGAUUCGAAAGACAACGUUACAAGCUUUAGUGUGCACAAUGUAUCUCAUGCCGACCAAAUUGAUUGAGGAAUAUGAAAUCAUAAGACGAAUAAUGUGGUACAUCGAAUGGUACUCGGAAUGUCCUUACGAGCUGUCGCUGCUGUACUGGUGUGUGAGACUGUUGGACGUGGCAGUGCUCGGCCGGGACGAAGACCCACCCGCUCAUCUUCUGGGGGACCUCUUCGACACACACGGAAUCAUUAUACUGAUGCAUCUAUGUUACACAUUGCUCGAACAACGUUGCCCGCCUGUGGAGAAGAGCCAAGUGGUGCUGUCAUUAGCGGUGCGGUUACUAACGAGUGCGCUGGCCGCUGACAGGUGCGUCACAUGCUGUGUGUACCCGCUGGUCACGUGGCCCGCCUCCAUCAACACACUGACCACGAAGAUGCUCGAUAUAGUGCUGUUUUCGCUUGACAAACAUUUACUUGUUAAUGACAGAUGGUUAAUAUCAUUGUUGGACUUGAUAUGGGAGGCAAUUAUAUGGAAGAAGGAAUCGAGAGAGAAAUUCGUACUGAAAAACGGGGUUUAUAAUCUUUUGGACGUGGUUACUAUGAGCAAACCCCCUGUGCAAUGCUUGGCGCUGGCGAUGCUGUGCGACUUGGCGCGAGCAGGCGGUGCGGUCGCCCAACUGAUCACUUGGCGAGCCAACCUUGGCGCUUCCAAUGCGACUCCAAGGUUAGUAAAGCGAGGUGCAACUAUUGCGAGUCUCUUGGCGACUGUGUUUAGAGAGGACUGUGUCUCUAGCGGCGUGCCUCUCAACGUCUGCGGCAUCCUACAGGAACUGGAUUGUCCGCUCAUGUGCACUGAAGUACGAAAGGAAUUGCAGAACCCUCAGCUCUGUACGGGUCCUCACCAAUCCCCUUUCGCGAGCUUGGUGGUCGCUGGGAUGGCAGCCUCCCGGAUGUCCAAGGCGUACGCAAUUUUACAAAUCCUAACCGAAGACUUACAACAUAAGGUGUCUGUAGCAGAUGAGGCCUACAAUAUGUACAAGAACGUAAAAUUGAAGCCUAACGAAGAGACAAUCUUGCUGCUGUGCGCACACUUUCUGACUCUGAAGCUCAACGAGACGUGGGCCGAAGCGAAGGCUCAAAGUAAUCGUCUUCUGCCACCAGACCAAGAGCUCUUGAACGAGUUUUUACAAAUAAAUGGCGGAUGGGCAAAAGAAAUAAAAAAGCAACAAGAAGAUGUGAUAAAGAAACAUGAACAAAAGGACGUUAGCGAAGAAAAAUCCUUGUACGCAUUCUUGGCUCAAGUGCGUCUCAACAUCGCUCUGGAUGCAAUGCGCGAGGUGCGCUGCGCAGGUCGCACCGCCGCACUGGCUUGCCGCACACUGCAACCGACGCCGCAACCCGCAGUAGCGUUAGACCGUGCGGUUAUCUCGACCUACCGACCGCCACUCGACGACUCGAACCCGACCGGCCAGUAUGUUAAAGUGCACAGCAUUCCGACCAAGAACCGACAAUAAAGAACGUUAAGAGUCAAACUUAAGGAAAUUAUAGAAGCCUGAAAAAAACAUAAUUAUUUAUAAUGCAUCUGUUUUUAAAAUAAAUAAUUAUAAUCAAAUCGUUUUUUUUUAAUCAAUCAAUCAUCAAACAAAUCAUGUCAGUAGGCUCAGACCAAUUACCUUUGGAUUUGUAUCGCACCCAAAUUCACCAACAACAAGUUGUUGUGGUUUUUUAAGGGAGACUCACGCAUUAAAAAUAUUUAACACCAAUAAAUAUAUUAUGUGUCCUAACCUAAUUUGAUUCGCAAUACACACAUGUAUAAUUUUUACACAACUUAACAAACACAAUUAAACUAAUUUUACAGAAUAAUCGAUUACUUGGCCGAUGCUCUCCUGUUUCGGCUGACGCAUCUAUUCUUUUUAUUUAUUUUUUUUAUUAUAAAUUUGAUACAAUUAAGUAAGAAAUAUUUACUAUUGAAAAUUAACUUCAUCACACUCAACUUAAGCAAACUAGACGGUAUUGACCGUUUUUUAAGGCAUUUUUUUGGAGUUUAUUCACACGUCGAUAACGAAUACAACAAUAAAUGAUUUAUUCUAUAGAAACAGUUUUUAUAAUCGCGGUAGAUCGUUGAUCUUGUACUUUGACAGAGGAGUAUCUAGCGAUAUAGGUCCCUAUAUAAUUCGUCUGAGUCAAGAGGCAACGAGACAAUAACAUUUUAAUUGUAGCAAAUUUAGCAUUUUCGGAACAAUAAGGAUAGAAAAUGUUGAUCCAGGUUAUAAUAUUAUAAUCGUACUCUGC
This is a messenger RNA of Bicyclus anynana (squinting bush brown), 4009 nucleotides long. RefSeq lists its product as uncharacterized. The coding region runs from base 1 to 3231 and encodes 1076 amino acids. NCBI's taxonomy places the organism in Eukaryota, Metazoa, Arthropoda, Insecta, Lepidoptera, Nymphalidae. The transcript is spliced from 22 exons. The record is from RefSeq and is a predicted model, not a curated record.